Molecule: messenger RNA, 943 nt
Organism: Aspergillus nidulans FGSC A4
Lineage: Eukaryota; Fungi; Ascomycota; Eurotiomycetes; Eurotiales; Aspergillaceae
Product: zinc-dependent alcohol dehydrogenase family protein
Exons: 2
Coding region: 1-939 (312 amino acids)
Molecular function (GO): oxidoreductase activity
Source: RefSeq, a predicted model, not a curated record
AUGACUGACGAUUGGCUUCGACAGGGAAAGUUUGGCCUUUCUAUCAACCCUCCAGUAAUCCCUUCGUCCGACGGCGCGGGUGAAGUCCUGCAAAUCGGCUCAUCCGUGACAUGUUUCAGACCAGGCGAAAAGGUUGUUACGCAUCUGACCGUCCACCAAGACGAUAACGAGCCGGCUACCUUUACGGAUAUCGCUGCGGGUCUGGGACACGGUGCUCAUGGAACGUUGCGGAAGUACGCUGUUUUCCAUGAAAGUUCUCUGGUGAAGAUGCCGAGUACACUGGGAUUUCGAGAGGCGGCAACACUGACAUGCUCGGGAUUGACGGCUUGGAAUGCGCUUUUUGGACCGGGUCCUGCUAGCGCGAGCACGAGGGAGUUUACAAAUGCGCUCGAGGGAAAGUAUGUGCUUGUGCAGGGGAGCGGAGGCGUUAGUGUUGCUGCUCUGCAGUUUGCUCUUGCAACCGGCGCACGCGUAAUAGCCACCACGAGCUCAGAUCUCAAGGCCAAAAGGCUGUCCUCCCUCGGUGCGCACCACGUAAUAAACUACAAGACAACCGCAAACUGGGGCGAGGUUGCAAAGUCCCUUACCCCACACAAACGGGGUGUCGAUAUCGUCGUUGACGUCGGCGGGCAUUCGACCGUAUCCCAAUCAUUGAAAGCUGUGAAGGCAGAUGGCCUUGUUGCCCUGGCUGGAUUACUUGGUGCAUCUGAGAAUGCUCAGGUACCAUCAAUCAUGGACGGUCUGACAUAUCUCUGUGCGACGAGGGGAUUCCUGCUGGGUACGCGGGAGCAAUUUCGGGAAUUGAAUGCCCUUAUUGACGAGAAGCUCAUCAAGCCCGUGGUCGAUGACCGGGUUUUUGGGUUUGCGGAGAUAAGGGAGGCCUAUGAGUAUCUGGAGCAGCAGCGGCAUUUCUCAAAGGUUGUUAUUGAUAUUGAUUGACAAA